This is a messenger RNA of Lagenorhynchus albirostris (white-beaked dolphin), 1887 nucleotides long. RefSeq names its product chromosome 20 C17orf100 homolog (gene C20H17orf100). Lineage: Eukaryota; Metazoa; Chordata; Mammalia; Artiodactyla; Delphinidae. Bases 308 to 685 code for a protein of 125 amino acids. The transcript has 3 exons. The record is from RefSeq and is a predicted model, not a curated record.
CCUCUCAUCCCAGGCCCGCCCCGGCUCGGCCCGUUCCCGCCUCCGCCCGCGCGGGCUCCUGACAAGCUAGGGGGCGAUGCGGGGGCUGACCUAGCGCGGGGCCUAACCCAGGGUUUCAGAGGGGCCAUCACCAGCCCCAGCCAGGACCACUGUUCCUGCACGUGGCUGUGUCAUGGGAUCCUCGGCUACCGCUGUGCCUGCGUCACAGUGCCAUGUGAUGUCACUCCUCACCGUGUGACGUAACCCGUCGAGGAGCGUGGGGCAGUGGGGCCUCGCGAGGCCUGCUUGGUUCCAUUACCCCUGUAAGAUGGCCUCACCCCUUGGGGAAAAGUCCUCUCCGCCCCGGGCUGAGGCCACCCGCUCCGAGGAGACGGCAACGGUCCGCGUGGAGACGUCGUCCCACCGCGUGGAGACGACCUCCCGUGAGGUGCGGAGGUCUUCCCGGCAGGUGGAGACUACCCAGUGCCGCAGCGAGGGGUGCUCCGUCUCCCCCUUUGGGAAACGGGCCCCUCGCGUCUUCGAGGUGUCCUACCAGCACGUGGAAACCGCCUCGCAGCGCACGGAGACGGCCUCCCGCUGCGUCAGGGCCUUGUCUCUGCGGGUGGAGACGUCUCUGCACCGCGUGGAGAGCCCGCCGCAGCGGGAGCAGCCGGCCGCUCGCCAAAAUGUCCAAAAGGCCCGAUGAAAUGCUACCUUCCUCGGGGCCACGAGAGGGCCAUGGCCCUUGGCCAGGGCAGAAUUGCCUCCAGUUCGCAGCCAGCCUGCUGCCAGGUGGACCGAUCAUCUCUGGUUUCCUGGAAGCAGACCACAAAUCAAUUUAAGAGCCAAGCUGCGGUUUCAGGACUCAGCCAACAUUCAUUGACCCUGCUGCACCCUGGACCAUCCUUUCCUGCCUUUGACCCAGUGAACUACUUUAACUUGAAGCCAGCACAAAAAGUUUUCGGGCCCUAUAUAUUGUAUAUAUUGAGAUGAUGGACAAAGAGGCUGUUUGAACCUCUGAGGCAGACUGACCUUCCCACUGACUGAAAAACUAGACCUCGGAUAAGUGAAUUCACCCCUCUGGGCCUCACUGCCCCCACUGAAAAUGAGAUGUUUGGACUAAUCUUUAGAUCUGUGAUUCCCAAAGUGAGGAAUGCAAACGUUGCUGGUGUGCAAGAGGAUUUUAGGAGGUCUUCUCAACAUUUUAUAUAUCAACGUUCUAACUGGUGAUCAUACACCCACCCGCUGGGUGGGUGGCUCAUCCCUAAGGACAUGAAAGCUUUUCGUCUGGGAGCCUCCAGACCUCAUCCUGUGCGUCUCUUCAUUUGGCUGGGCCGGGUUUGUAUCCUUUAUGAUACACUGUCAUCAUAAGUAUAGCACUUUCCUGGGUUCUAUGAUUCAUUCUAGUGGAUUCUCGUACCUGAGGGAGUCGUGGGAACUCCCAGACUUGUAGCCAGCUGAUAAGAAGUGAGGGUAACCUGGGGACCCCCAAGCUUGUGGCUGGUAUCCUUAAUAGCUAGUAGGAACCCCAGGAUUUGUAGCCAGUCAGGAGUGUGGGAGGGUUUGGAGUCUCUGAACUUGCAACUAGUGACUGAAGUGAUGUGGGGCUCAAGGGGAAUGUGCCUUUAUCCGGUCAAAUUUGAUCUAACUCUGGUAGUUAGGCUUAGAAUUGUAUUGUGUAUGGAUAAAUACAAAAGACCAUUCUUCUCCCUCUUGAUUUCUUUAGAAUUCCUAUGGCUUUUUAAUGCACAAUUUACUACAUUGUCAGAUGGUGUCAGGACUGAAUUGUAUCCUCUCAAAUUCAUAUUUUGAAGCUCUAACCCCCAAAGUGUCUGUAUCUGGAGAUAAGAUUCUUAGGAGAUAAUUAAUGUUAAAUGAGGUCGUAAGGGGGUGGUCCAUUUUUAAAAA